Molecule: messenger RNA, 600 nt
Organism: Anastrepha ludens (Mexican fruit fly)
Lineage: Eukaryota; Metazoa; Arthropoda; Insecta; Diptera; Tephritidae
Product: high affinity copper uptake protein 1-like
Exons: 2
Coding region: 49-540 (163 amino acids)
Biological process (GO): copper ion transmembrane transport
Cellular component (GO): membrane
Molecular function (GO): copper ion transmembrane transporter activity
Source: RefSeq, a predicted model, not a curated record
UUAUUAAUUUCUCUUUAACUAAAUUGCAAAGAAAUUUUUUUAAAUACGAUGGACGCAGAUCACCACAACCAUAACGCAAAAGUUGAACGCCUUUGCCCGCAUAUGAUGCUUUUUCAUGGUGGACAUUGCGAGCAAAUCCUAUGGAAGAGCUGGACCGCUAUGAGUAUUGUGGAAUUUAUACUGUCAGCGUUUGCUAUCUUUCUUAUAGCAUUUUUAUAUGAAGCUUUGAAGUUUCUGCGACAGUUUCUUCUUCGCCGGGAACUUGAACGAAUUGCUAAAAACAAAGAAAAGCAAGGAGAUGUAUGCCACACAAUAGCUGGGCUGAAAAACAAACGAUUUCUUGAGCGAAUAAUCAGACCGCCACAUCUCAUACAGACUUCAUUGUUCUUAUUCCAAGUUACGCUAUCAAUGCUACUCAUGUUAAUAUUUAUGACAUUUAAUUAUUGGUUGUGCCUAGCUGUUAUUUUAGGUCUUACAAUUGGUUAUUUUCUCUUCGGUUGGAUCAAAGAUGAUGCAUAUGACAGUGAUUGCUGUCAUUAACAAAUAUAAAGCUUUAGUUAUCUAGUUAUGAUGUGAAUUAUGUGAACAGUAUUGGCAGUU